This is a messenger RNA of Zerene cesonia (dogface butterfly), 1286 nucleotides long. It is a transcript of the gene Fkbp14, whose product is annotated as FK506-binding protein 2. Gene Ontology annotation, molecular function: calcium ion binding; peptidyl-prolyl cis-trans isomerase activity. The transcript is spliced from 4 exons. Bases 91 to 738 code for a protein of 215 amino acids. The record is from RefSeq and is a predicted model, not a curated record. Lineage: Eukaryota; Metazoa; Arthropoda; Insecta; Lepidoptera; Pieridae.
GGCGGAAACCGAAACCAGCCAGUUCAUUUGGAGCGAACGCGUAGAGAGGACGUGUUUUGGGUUCAUCUUAAAACUUUUCGUAACUUUACCAUGGCGUUGCGCUGCGUGCUUGCGGUUCUGGCAUUAGUGGGGGCCACUUUAGCGGGAUCCGAUGUAACCGAAUUAAAGGUCGAAGUAGUCAGCACUCCCGAAGGGUGCACUGUCAAAUCCAAGAAUGGCGAUAUGCUUACGAUGCAUUAUACCGGUACACUUGAUGACGGCCACAAGUUUGAUUCUAGCUACGACCGUGAUCAACCUUUCACUUUUCAACUUGGUGCCGGUCAGGUGAUCAAAGGCUGGGAUGAGGGUCUCGUCGACAUGUGUGUCGGUGAAAAGCGUAAGCUGGUGAUCCCAUCGUCGCUCGGGUAUGGAGAGCGCGGGGCCGGCAACGUGAUCCCACCCCACGCCACCCUCCACUUCGAAGUCGAACUCAUCAACAUUGGCGACUCGCCCCCAACAACAAACGUAUUCAAAGAGAUCGACGCUGACAAGGACAACAUGCUGUCCCGUGAAGAAGUCAGCGAAUAUCUAAAGAAGCAGAUGGUUCCAUCCGACGGCGCUGAAAUUAGCGAAGACAUCAAACAAAUGCUGGAGAGCCAUGACAAGCUAGUCGAAGAAAUAUUCCAACACGAAGACAAAGACAAGAAUGGUUUCAUCAGCCACGAAGAAUUCUCAGGACCCAAACACGAUGAACUAUAAAUGUUACGUACCUCCCAAAAUUAUACAAAAUUAGGCACAACGGGGAGUACCAUAAUAAUAGGAUAUAGAGAUUGUCACAUAUUUAUAAUCCAUAAUUACAUAUUGGCUCAGUUAAGUUUUAUUCGAGUGACGUGUAGAUUAAUCUUGAUUAUGAAUAAUCAGGUAGUCUUUACUCUUUAGUGUAAUUUUUAUACAUAAUUUAUGUUGUUGGUACUUAUGCCUUUUAUUAUAUUAAGUCAAAUAAUUUAUUUUAAUGACAAAUUUUACACAAUUUUGUUCUCUAUUAAUUAUAAUUAUAUUUUUUUAAUAUAAUGUUUUGCGAUUUUACUGUUAAUGCUGAUUUUUAAUAUACUUAGUUAUUGUUGUAGUCUCUCUUAUCAAUACAUUCAACAUUUAUUACCAAUUAGGUACCAUAGAUCUGUAAUAUGUCACUAUAACUCUUUUUAUACUUACUUAUGUUACAUAACUACUUAUGAAAUAAGUAAAUAUGGUAUACUCAGCUUAAAUAUUCGCAAUAAAAAUAUCUGAUGUUCAUUUCUUAAGAUGUU